Syzygium oleosum is the source of this 1312-nucleotide messenger RNA. RefSeq lists its product as uncharacterized. The transcript is spliced from 3 exons. The record is from RefSeq and is a predicted model, not a curated record. Gene Ontology annotation, molecular function: protein binding. The coding region runs from base 137 to 1093 and encodes 318 amino acids. NCBI's taxonomy places the organism in Eukaryota, Viridiplantae, Streptophyta, Magnoliopsida, Myrtales, Myrtaceae.
UGUCAGGACAGAGAGAUCUGAGUCUUUACUCUCUCCGAAACCCAGAGAGAAGGGUUUCAAGAGGGAAGAAAGGAACAAGAUAAGCUGAAAAGAACCAGAGAAAGAGAGAGAGAGAGAGAGAGAGAGAUCUAAGAAGAUGCUUCUGAGAAGCACGUCCGCUCGCAUCCUCAAGCCGUCAUCAUGCAUUCAUCAGACAUCGUCUGAACACGAACUGACCUUUCGGAUCCCAACAAGCCGACCCUUUUCCCUGAAUCUCUCCCCCUCCUCUGCUUUGUCUGACACGGAGAGGAAGAAGAAGAUAUCGAUGACGUCAUCGGAGAAGGAUGUGAGAGAGUUGCUCAAGCCAAAGAAGAGACUUUCCUCAAAAGGGUCCUCUUUAAUUCUGAUACAGGAGCCAAGAGACGGAGAACAAGAAGAAGAAGAGGAGAAAUACGGCGAGAAUCAGGCUUGUGCCGAGAAGUCGCCGUUUUGGAGCAUGUGGAGCUGUUCUGGGUUGAGUGAGGCACUGGUGGAUAAAAAGUGCAAUGUUCUGGUGGGUGGUGGCAUGGGGAGCGUUGAUGGCGGUGGCGGAGGUGGCGAUGGGGGGAGAGACCGGUGUGGAGGUUGGGGACAAGGGAGUGAGAGCCUGGAUGGGUACUAUCAGAGGAUGAUCAAAGCUCAUCCUGGUGAUGCUCUUCUUCUAGGAAAUUAUGCAAGGUUCUUGAAAGAGGUACAGGGCGAUGCGGAGAAAGCGGAGGAGUACUGUGAAAGAGCAAUAUUAGCCCAAAGGAGUGAUGAGCCAACAGAUGGUGAUGGCGAUGGCGAUGGCGAUGUUUUAUCUCUCUACGGCGAUUUGAUAUGGACUACACACAAAGAUGGCCCUCGUGCUCAAAGCUAUUUCGAUCAAGCUGUUCAAUCUGCUCCCGGCGAUUGUUAUGUUCUUGCCUCAUAUGCUCGAUUCCUGUGGGAUGCUGGAGAAGAAGAAGAUGAUAUUGGUGAUCGUGAUCGUGAUCAUGAGGCAGAGGAAGAACAAGGAUUUAAAACUAGUGAAACUUGCGUAUCUAAUUCCUCAACUGAUCACCCUCAUACUAUCUCUAAUCUAACUGCUGCUUAAGAGCCAUUUGAACUCUUCUAAUUACUAUUAUUCAGCAGCCCUCUCUUUCACCUCUCCCAACAUGCUUGUAAAAGUCUUCCAGAUUGGAAGGUUUACAAAAGAAAAAUUGUGUGGAAGGAUUUUCUGGAUAAAAGUUCUCAAGGAAAGUGCUUUUUCUUGGUUUAAUCUGGUUAAGAAAUGGUGGAAACAAUGAAAAAGAAUCUCCUAAGGAUAAGCCUA